Messenger RNA from Monosiga brevicollis MX1, 6756 nucleotides. RefSeq lists its product as uncharacterized. Gene Ontology annotation, molecular function: protein binding; calcium ion binding. Bases 1 to 6594 code for a protein of 2197 amino acids. The transcript is spliced from 21 exons. Lineage: Eukaryota; Choanoflagellata; Craspedida; Salpingoecidae. The record is from RefSeq and is a predicted model, not a curated record.
AUGGGGAUCAGGAGCCAUCUUGCGCCCGAGCGAUGGCCAUGGCAUGCCUGGCCGGUGACGGCGCUGCUGAGUCUCUUGGCCGGCCUGGUGUACAUGUACGCCGAGGUGCAGUUUGUGAACCUGGUCUCGCAGCCCACCGAGCAAGAUCUGGUUUAUCGAGACUACCAUCAACAUUAUCCAUCCUGGGAGGCUAAGACUGGCGCACGGUGGCUCCGCGAGGAAGCAGGGCUGGCUAUGAGCCCGCGUCAUGCCGUAGAACUCAACAACAGCGCUGAGCAUUCAUGGCAGCAGCUGAGCAAGGCGCUGCUGGCUAGCAACUUGAGUGAGGCAGACAAGCAUGUCUUGUUGGCCCGAACAGCGCGAGAGGGACGAACACGCGGCUGUGCAGAGGACACUUCAUUGCGGUGGCUGGUGGAGCACCAGACCCCCACUUUUCUGUUUUUGGGCGUGCAGAUUGGCCUGGUCAUGUACAUGGUGGUUCGGACGGGUUAUCGCCAAACGGCGUUUGUGCAUACCGUCUGGUUGCACAUUUUGACACGGGCCUUGCGGUCUUUAUCCUUCUUAUCGACAACGCUGGGGCCUCUGAAUCCCAACUGCCGGCUAAUCUUCAAGCAUGCGAGCGAAUCGGGAGGAUGUGGUGAUUUGUUAUUCAGCGGGCACGGUACAUUGGUGGCAUCGACCAUCAUGACCGUCUUUUUUCACGUGAGCAAUCUGUUGUGUUGGCCCGCUCUCGGAGCUAGGCCAGCCGAGGCUUUCAACUUUGCCUGCCAUGCCUUUGCUCUUGCCUUUGCAAAGCUUUCAUCCUCUUUGUGUGGCAUCGUCACGCAGCCUCAACCGCGAGUGCCGUGGGCACUGCGGCUGGUGUUUCUGGCUCUUGGGGUGCACUCGAUGUUUGUCAGCGCGAUGGAGCGGUUUCACUACACGGUGGACAUGGUGCAGGCGGUGGCGGUGACGGUGUUGAUGCAUUUGGCCUUGAAUGCCGCGACGCGCUACACUGACAAGCUUCCGGAAGUGGUGACUAAUAUAGUGCAGACAGUUAACAUGUUUAUGACCUUGGAUAUUCCGUGUGACUUCUCACCAAGAGAGGAGAGAGAGAGAGAGAGGAAAUCAAUCAAAUAUUGCCUCUCCCGCGAGCAAGCAACUUGCAACAACGACUGCGAAUGGGUGGAAUGGCGCGAUCUCUGCUACGCCCGAGAUACGGGCGCUGCUUGUGAGUCAUAUCCUGACGAUCCCAACAGCUGCCCCGUUCGCUGCACCUAUGACUAUGCCAGCACUGGCUGUCGUGCCGCCACCUGCUCUGAUUUCGGUUCCAUCGCGUGUUCCAACUCUAGCUAUCACCCCGCGCUGCAAUGUGAAUUCUAUGACGACAUUGCAAAGUGCUUGCCCCAAGGAGAGGCCCCGACAUGUCAAGAUUAUUCCAGUUCUUCGAGGCCGCUGUGUGAGAACAAUACCCAAACCUCAUCCCCCUGCGUCUGGGACGACAACUCGCUUCACUGUCGUCCACAGGGCACCCCGCUUCCCUGUCGGUUUACCGACAUUGACUCGUGCAGAAACAGCGAUGCUUGCACCUAUUACGAGCGUUUCGGUUACUGUGGCAACAGCACCGUUCCAGUCCCUUGCAAUAUGAUGUCCGUCGACUAUCGCUCUUGCAUGGCCGCUGACCACUGCUGCCACGACAACUCCGUUUGCAUGGACCUGGCUCAGUACUCGGGCACUUGCCCCAAGCCCGUCAAAGACUGCAACCAGUACUCCUCUGCUGAAUGUCCCAGUAUGAUGUGCAGCGUAAAUCCCGACACCAACGCCUGUGAGGACCCCGCCUGCGCGAAUGUCGGAGCUGCCAUGUGCGAGGAUUACGCCGAUUGUUCCGCAAACUACGGCCAGUGCUUUCAAAAAGACGAUUUCAGCAAGUCUUGCUCUGAAUUCGCCAACGGGGCCUGCCCUGUCCGUUGUCAGGACGGCGCCACCGCUUGUGAACCCCGCGAAUGCUCUUCUGUCGUAACGGAAGAGUGGUGUACCGACUUGGGUUGCACGUAUGCCCAAAACAUGUGUCAAAACGCUAGCGCCACACCCUCGACCACGGCGAUGCCCAAUGUGUGCCCGGGCCUGCCCGAGGUCAACUGUUCGGUCGAGCCCAGUUGCGAGUUUUGCACCUCAGACAACCAAUGUCAUCGUGAGGGCGAAUGUCCGACCACUACCGCUGCCCCCGUCACCACCAUCGAUCCUAGUUUGCCGUGUGAACAGCGCUUCAGUCCCGAAGCUUGCGUCGACGCUUGCAUCUGGGACGAUCUCACCAACGACGGUACCUGUCGCGAAGAGUACUGCUACGAGCGCUAUUCCGAGUCCGCCUGCCAAAACAAGGCCGACUGCAGUUGGCUCAGCGAUCGCGAAGUAUGCUCGCCCGUUGACACCAGCCAAGCGUGCGACAGCUACAGCGUUGAGGCCUGUCCUCAAACACGCUGCUUCCCGCUGGGCGUUGACAACGAAGCUUGCCGAGACCUCCGCUGCAGCGAUCUCAGUUCUGAGGCCGUGUGCAACUCAAGCUCCCUGAACUGCAAAUUUAGCCAAGAGGCUGACCGUUGCUUUGACCAAGACGAGCAAGUGCCCUGCACGUACUACGGCACUGCGGCCUCUUGCCCCGACUACUGCAGCUUUGUCGAGGAUCUAUCCUUCUGCACGGACCCUGACACGGCCAGCAGCUGCGAGGUGUAUAACGGCGAUCAAGCACGCUGCCUCAGCCACGGCGAUCGUUGCCGCUUCGUUGCAAAUGGCGCCUACUGCCUGGCCAUCAAUGAGAGCCUGCCGUGCAUGUACCUCGCUCGCGACGACUGCCUCUACAGCGACUACUGCACUUAUAAUAGCUCGGGCCUGCAGUGCUCGCCCUGCGCUGCUGGCCAGAGCGCCUCCUGUGUUCAGGCUUGUCCAACCUACGAUGCCAACUGCAACGGCAUAUCAGACGGCGAUACGUGUGGUGCCGAUACCCCGCUUUGCCGCUGGGACGGCAACGACACCUGUGCUCCCGUGUCCUGUUUUGACCUGGGCGACGAGCGCUGUGCUUGCGAUCAGAAGUCAUGCAACUACAUCUCUACCCGUCGCCAGUGCACCGACGUCGAUAGCGGCGCACCAUGCGCUGAACUCACUUCCAACGCGGCCUGCCUGGCUGCACUGCCCCGCUGCGUGCCUACAACCAACGUUUAUGGCGGCUUUGACACCUGCGCGCCAAUGACGUGCGACGCCCUUACACUGGCAGAGGAAUGCACCACUUUUCUUCAGGGCACCUGUGUGUUUGUCGACAACGUGGACGAUCAAGGUGGGCGUUGCAAGAAUGCCACCGCCCCCGAUCCGUGUAACGAAAUUACCAUCGCUGCCACUUGCGCCGCCUCGGAGGACUGCCAAUGGGACAGCGCUCGUGCCUUCUGCAAUGUGCAGGGCGAGGCCACACCCUGCCACCUCUACGAUGCGGCCUCGUGCCCCGACACGCGCUGCAUCUACUACGAUGCUAUUGAGCAGUGCCUGGGUAAAGAAGAUCCCGUUGACUGCCAUCUGUACACUGAUGAGACGCGCUGCGCGGAAGACCCCACCUGUACGUUCAACGUGUAUGCAAACCGCUGUUACGACCUCAAUUCGACCGUUCCUUGCAUGGUCUACCAGACGGAGGCCGCCUGUACCUUUGUGGGCGGUUGCCAAUACGACUCGAGCCAGGGCUGUCAGCCGUGCAGCGAUCCUACCGAGUGCGCCGCUCCCGCAGACCUUCCGGCCUGUAGCUCGUUCAGUGCCGCCGAGUGUCCAGCCUACUACUGCAGCUCGUUCGGGACCAAUUCCUGUGAGCAGCGGGACUGCGGCCUUGUCUCCUCUCGUUUCUAUUGUGAGAUUCUCGACGCAUGUGUCUACGACGCCUACCAGGAGGAGUGCUUCGCGGCCGGACACGAGACCCCGUGCCAAGCGCUGCCCACCGCGACCUCCUGUACCCACGACAACGACGGGCGGACUCAGACAUGCGAAUGGCGAGAUGCCUACGAUGUCUGCGUUAACACCGGCGCAGAUGUGCCCUGCACGUACAUCUUCAGUUCCAGCGAAUGCACUGCACGCGACGAUUGCACCUUUGCUGACAAUGCUUGCAGUUCCCUGGAUGUGACCACGACCACGAGCACCACUACUGCUUACGUCAAUGCCUGCCUGCUGGGGCCAUGCGGUUUGCCCGAACUCUGCCAUCCGGGCACCGAAUCCAAUACGUACACGUGUGAUCCUUGCCCCGCGGGCUACACCGGCGAUGGCUACACAUGCGAGGAGGUGGUGUGCCCGACUACCAUCCCCGGUUUGGAUGCCAAUGCGCGGAAUGAUGCCUGCGUCAACGUGGCGUACGGCGCGACCUGCGUCCAGCGCUGCAGGACGCACUAUGUCGUGCCGGACGGCAUUUCCAAUACGUUCGUUUGCGGCGGUGACGGCUCUUGGGAGGGCAACUUGACGUGCGAGCUCCAAGACCUGUGCGCGGAUAGUCCGUGCGAUCCACUCAGCAACUGCUCCUUUGCCAGCGGUGUGGUCUCCUGCUCCAACUGCCCGACAGGGUACACGACCUAUCAGGAAGGUCGCGUGUGCCGGGACAUUGACGAGUGCGCGCAGCAACGCGCCGGCAUUGCUCAAUAUUGCCCGGCGCUGCGUGAAUGCGUCAACCUGAAUGGAACCUACGAGUGUGAGCCCUGUCCCUCGGGCUAUACCCAAGCACCCAAUGGGACCUGCAUCGACGACGAUGAGUGUGUGGAUGAUCCUUGCUAUCCGGGUGUAGGCUGCCAAAACUUGGCGGGUUCCUUUGCGUGCGACGUUUGUCCCGACGGGUAUGAAGGCGAUGGUAUUGGUAGCUCAGGUUGCACGCCCAAGGAUUGCGGUACCCAGCCCACAAUCACCAACGCCGAGGUGGACUGCGAAGCCACCACCUUUGGGACCGUGUGCGAUGUGUCCUGCGAAGUGGGCUACGUCAACACGUCGGCCUUGCUCGUGCGGUGCGGCGCCGAUGGCUGGGAAACUGGUUCUGCCUUCCCGUGCGAGUACCGCACCUGCAGCGCGGGGGUGUCGGAGAGCGACUUUGAAGGCAUCGGCACGACCGACUGCACCGCCAGCAAUGGAGCUGGCAGUUUCUGUGCCGUAUCUUGUGCGGCCGGGUAUGCGGCGGACAGCCCCAGGCUCUACUGCGCUGGUUCCACUUGGGCAUGGCCUUCUGACGGCGCGGUGUGCACGGCUUGCGUGGAGGGCACGACCUAUCAGGAUGAAGCGGGGGCCGCGAGCUGCAAGCCGGUCUCCUCCGCCUGCCCCGCCGGUUCAUACCAGUCCGGCCCAGCGACAACCACCUCGGACAUUGAGUGUACGCCCCUGCGAUCAUGUGGGGCGUUUAGCGUCGAAACGGCAUCGCCCACCAGCACCACGGAUCGCCAAUGCGCGGCCUGCAACACGUGCGAGGACAACUCCUAUCGCACGGGUGGCUGCGCCAAUGGCGUCACAACCGUUACGUGCACGCCUUGUGCUAGCUGUGCGGACGACGAGCAUGUGGCGACCUACUGCGGCGUGACAGGCCCCACACAGCCAACCGAGUGCAAAGCAUGUCCCUUUGGCACGUAUGGCAUCGAUGGUGCACCGACCUGCUUUGCUUGGACCGCCUGCGCGUCGGGACAGAUGGAAUCUCAGGCGCCGUCUUCGCGUCGCGAUGCCACAUGUGGUCCGAUCCGCGCUCUUCCUGGGGCCAACCGUUUCUUCUUGAGGCGCUCCUUCGAGCUGACCAAUGUGGGGGGCACGCAGGAUCUGACUCAGAACACGCUUGCGCGGCGAAUUUUCAUCAACGCUGUGCGAAAGCUCUUCAUUUCGGCCGUGGACAUGGAUGAGGUGCGCGUGGGCGUGGUGGCUGUUGACACGCGUCGUCGCGACUUGAACCAAGUCGUGGACGUGAUUGUGGAGCUACCUACGAGCUUGAACCAGGGCGAGGCCGCUGCCAUGUUGGAUGACACUGACGAACUGGUUGCUGAGCUUCAAAACCCGGCCAUUCGUUCGGGCGCAAACGAGCAGCCCACGAGCAGUGAGAAUCCGUUCAGCGAGCAGAGUGCCCCAGACUUGGCAGCGGUGAAGAUGACGACGACGACGACGACGACCACAACCACGACGACGACGACCACGACCACGACCACGACGACCACGACGCGCCGUCGCACCACAACCUCAACGACAACAACGACAACCACGACGCCGUCCAAUGGAGGGCCGCAGUCAUCAUCGAAUCCGGUCGGCGGCGAGCAGUCGACGGGGGAGGAGUCGAGUAACGAUGACACCACGUUGGUCAUCAUCAUUGCCGCUGUGGCCGGUGGCAUCGUGAUUGUCAUUGUCGCGGUUGGCAUCGCGGUUGUGCGGCGCCGUCGUCAGGGUGGUAUGGACAUCUCCUCGGGUGAGGGCUCAUCUCUGACCAAAGAUUACGAUAUUUACGACGACUGGACCAACAUGCAUGAAAUGAUGGCACACAAGACGCUGGAGACGACUGCCGCGGCACCCACGGCGGCGCGCGCUUCUCGGCAGUCCUCCUUCUACUCGUCGAUUCAAAAGGCCACCUCGGAGGCAUAGCUUGAGCCACAAUCGCGUGAUCUUUGCCUUUUCUUGCCUUCCUCUUGAGUUUUGGGUGGGCGUCUGUUUGGGGUCCACUCUCCAUUAAGUCUUUUAGGUUUUUGAUUUCAUCUUCACUCUCUAUACUCUUGUGAUUCCCUCAUUCUUGCUUUUGUUUGACCU